Messenger RNA from Daldinia loculata, 3722 nucleotides. RefSeq names its product potassium transport protein TRK1/TRK2. The record is from RefSeq and is a predicted model, not a curated record. The coding region runs from base 430 to 3105 and encodes 891 amino acids. Gene Ontology annotation, biological process: intracellular potassium ion homeostasis; potassium ion import across plasma membrane. NCBI's taxonomy places the organism in Eukaryota, Fungi, Ascomycota, Sordariomycetes, Xylariales, Hypoxylaceae. Gene Ontology annotation, molecular function: high-affinity potassium ion transmembrane transporter activity. The transcript is spliced from 4 exons. Gene Ontology annotation, cellular component: plasma membrane.
CUAUGACAGGUGAUCUAAAGCAAGUAAGUCGAAUGAUUCUCCUUAAGUUACCACAGUCAGCACCUACAAACUUUUAAAAAUCAAUUUUGUCUGGCCGUGCUUCCACCCUUGCAUCAUGCACAUCAGUCCACUACCGAAUAUUCCGAAUAUUUUAUUUUAUUGUUCCCUUUCUGCUGUUGUCUUAGCCCCCUUUGUGUAGAAGUUUGUACCAAGCUGUUGCAAGUCACCACCUACUUAUUCAGACUUGGUACUUCACCUAAGUAUCGGAACCAGCAAUAAACCAUUAUGUUUGGCAUCCGCGAUCUCAUCAACGACCUCACAGGCCAGGUCUUCGACCCGGUGGCUUUCUAACAUCGGCUUUCCCCGUUGCUUUAAGCAUCGAAAGGCAAGUCUCACUUUUAGGUGUAUAGCACUUUAAACCUAGUCAUCAUGGGGAGAGCUCGUCAGCGUUUCUUGGAUAUUGUCCAGGCGCUUCGCCCGUCCUUCUUGUCUAGGAAUCCACACUUCAACUUUAUUACGGUCCAUUAUUUCUGGAUUAUUGGAUUGACUAUUAUUGGAUCCAUCUUGAUUUAUGCAUCUGCUCGAGGUCAAUUGGCAUAUAUUGAUGCUCUCUUCUUUGCUAGCGGUGCAAACACCCAAGCAGGACUGAAUACUCUUGAUGCCAACUUGCUCAAUACUUUUCAGCAGCUGGUGAUUUACUUCCUCAGUAUGAUGUCUAAUCCAAUUAGCAUUCACUCCUGUGUUGUCUUCUUGCGUCUCUAUUGGUUCGAGAAGAGAUUCCAGCAUAUUGCAACAGAAGCCCGGACGCGACGAGUUUCUAUGGCCACAUCACGGUCGAAGGCAAAAACAAUUCCCGUAGAUCUAGAAAAGGGCGUCAAUGGCCGGAACAUCACCGUGAUGCAUAAUACCGCCAACGCAUCUCGAAUGACUAACGAUGGCAUCGUAUUAGAUAACUACACUAUCGAGGGAGCUACAAACCAUGAGCCGUUCGCGAAUGGGUUUCAUACUAGGGACGAAUCUGAUCCUAGAGAUCAGGACCAAUCCUUUCAGCGGCUUCCUACACCUCAAAUUAAAUUUUCAGACCAGGUCAAGAGGAGUGAUGAUUCGGAUGACGAAGAAGUCCCACUACCUCCUAAGCGGACCGAUGCGGAACAUAUCGCCAUCGUGGAAAGGCAGCGCAAGAUAGAUAAGAGUGCGCUCAGAAUUCCAGGGCCGCGUGAUGCCGAUAGAGGUGCGCUACCGGAAGAAGUAGACGAAGAAGGGCCCGAAGGUCCCGGUCUUUCGGGCCGUAGACGAAGAGAAUCAAGUGUCGAAGGUCCCCACCGACCAACGUCUCCCUUGCAUCCCGCAAGUCGUCCAGAUCGCCAACCAACAAUUACCAUCGAAGAGCCGGUAAAGCCACACAGAGAAGAGCACGAUUUUUAUGAGGAGAUAGCAGAGGAUGUUGAGGCGGCUGCUCAUACGGUUGGUGUUUUGAAACCCCGGAUGCCUAGGAAAGAUGGGGAAAAACUACAUCACACUGAGACUACUGCGUCGACUACUCGGAUCAACCCCCUACAUCGUAUUAAGUCCGUCCUAACUCAGAGUAAGGAUGAGGAUCCUAUGCCAUAUCUGAGUUGGCAGCCGACAAUAGGUCGAAAUUCUGCCUUCCUGGGGCUCUCCGAAGAGCAGAGAGAGGAGCUGGGUGGCAUCGAAUAUCGAUCUCUAAAGACGCUUGCCCUUUUCCUCACAAUCUACUUCUUUGGUUACACCAUCUUCGGCAUAAUCACUCUAGUUCCGUGGAUAGUCCAUAACAACGACUACUAUGGCAAGAUUGUUGACGAGGCCGGCCAAAGCAGGGUAUGGUGGGGCUUCUUCACGGCAAACUCUGCGUUCAUGGAUCUCGGCUUGACGCUUACUCCGGACAGCAUGAACUCAUUUAACACAGCCAUCUUCCCGCUCCUCGUAAUGUCAUUCUUGAUUAUACUUGGAAACACUGGAUUCCCUAUCAUGCUUCGUUUCAUGAUCUGGCUAUUUUCUCUCUUUGUACCCCGCGGGUCUGGUCUCUGGGAGGAGUUGAGGUUUCUCUUAGACCACCCGCGACGGUGUUUCACGCUCUUGUUUCCGUCAAAUGCUACUUGGUGGCUAUUCUUUAUCUUGGUCGCUCUUAACGGGGUGGACUUGAUUUUGUUCAUCAUCCUCGAUCUACAUGGUGAAGCGGUCGCCGGACUGCCGCUAAAUAUCCGCUUCCUUGAUGGAUGGUUCCAAGCCACAGCUACUAGAACUGCGGGAUUCUCCUGUGUAAAUCUGUCUGCUCUUCACCCAGCCGUCCAAACGUCAUACCUCAUCAUGAUGUAUAUUUCCGUCUUCCCCGUUGCUAUCUCAAUUCGUAGGACGAACGUUUACGAGGAGAAGUCUCUUGGAGUUUACAGUACAGGUUAUGAUGCCGACGACACUGAGCAGAGCAAGAUAUCAUAUGUCGGAACACAUUUACGGCGCCAACUCUCUUUCGACUUGUGGUACAUAUUCGUCGGCUAUUUUAUUCUUACUAUUACCGAAGGCCCAAAGCUUAUGGCUGGAGAUUUCUCCAUGUUUGCUGUACUCUUCGAGAUUGUGAGCGCUUACGGCACGGUUGGGCUCAGCUUGGGAUACACGGGUAUCAACGCCUCAUUGUGUUCUCAGUUCACUGUCCUUGGCAAACUCGUCGUUAUCGCUAUGCAGAUUCGUGGCCGCCAUCGUGGUUUACCCUACGGACUUGACCGGGCCGUUCUUCUACCUAGCGAGCACCUCAACCGUAAGGAGGCCGAGGAAGCUGAAUUAACUCUACAACGUCGUCAUUCGGCAAUGUCCAAUGGGCAGCACUCUCACCACCGGCCUGCGAGUCCGAAGCGAGGCCGUAGCCGCAGCGUAGAUAGGAGAAACCUUCUCACAGGUCUCUUACACCCCGGCCCGACUUACCCGUCUCAUCAUUCAAUAGGGAAAUCGGAUGGCUCGAUUGGAUUUGACGCAAUGGAUACAUUGAGGAAGCAUAUCACGGACCCAGGGAAGGGCGAAAACGGUGAUACGCACGAACCGAUUCCGAGACGUAGAAAGAGAGCCGAUACACAGCCAACCUUUGAUCAUUAGUGGAGGAAAGGUACGGCGGGAUGGGAAAUGUCCCCGGUGCCAAAAGGGCCCGUGGGUGAUGAACCAGUACGAGCAUCUUCGCAACCGAUACCAAUCCGCAAUACCGAUAUAGAGCAGGCUAGAACCUUGCCGGUAUUCCACAAUCCUUGGUGGCAGCGAGGCACGAGAGUAAACUGGUACCUUGGGAGUACGGGAUGACUUACAUAUCCGCCUUGUUUUUCUAGUAUCGGCCGAAUGCGAAAACUAACGGGGAAGACGAGACUAGAAUAACUAUUUGCACAGAUGACGUUAGAGACGGGGGCUCAGGCCUGGAAUAGAAACGUUAUUAGAUACUAGAUGGAGGCAAUAUUGAUUUCUCUCGGUUGGCGUUUGUCUCAGACACGGCGUUUGGAUUACAUGAACUCUCAAGAAGGUUCGUAGGAGCCAUGAUAUCCUAGGGAGGAAGCAUCUUCUGUCUUAUUUCUUUUUUCCCCCUGUCUGCUAUGAGAAGGAAUCGGGGUUCUCUUCACAUAUUUAUUUGGGUCGAGACAUGUAACCUAGUGUAGAAACCAGAACUUAUGUAUGAGAUGAUUUCAUUAUACAGUCGUCUCUUAAUAAAUAAAUAUCACAUCAGAAAA